Molecule: messenger RNA, 3162 nt
Organism: Plectropomus leopardus (leopard coralgrouper)
Lineage: Eukaryota; Metazoa; Chordata; Actinopteri; Perciformes; Serranidae
Product: G protein-signaling modulator 2-like
Biological process (GO): establishment of mitotic spindle orientation
Cellular component (GO): cell cortex
Molecular function (GO): G-protein alpha-subunit binding; GDP-dissociation inhibitor activity
Source: RefSeq, a predicted model, not a curated record
ACAGCGGAGUCAUCUUCCUCCCAGAUGGACGAGUGAGUAGUAUAGUAAACAACUGGGCGAAAAGAUUAGUUAGGAAGAAUUGAAGUUUGUGGAAGUAUUCUCUGAAGCUGAAGUCAUGUUUGUGGUGUAUUUGCGUACUUCAGUUUGAGGAUGGAGUCAUCUUGUCUGGACCUGGCUCUGGAAGGUGAGCGGCUCUGUAAGGCUGGUGAAUAUCGCGCCGGUGUGUCCUUCUUUGAGUCUGCCAUCCAGGUUGGAACAGAGGACCUUCAAAUCCUCAGCGCCAUCUACAGUCAGCUGGGCAAUGCCUACUUUCACCUGCAGGAGUAUAACAAAGCCCUGGAGUACCAUCGGCAUGACCUCACUCUUACGAGAACAAUUGGAGAUGAACUUGGUGAGGCAAAAGCCAGCGGCAACCUUGGGAACACAUUAAAACUUUUAGGACGGUAUGAUGAAGCAGUGGUUUGUUGCCAAAGACAUUUGGAUAUCACCAGAGCCAUGUAUGAUAAGGUUGGGCAGGCUCGAGCACUGUAUAAUUUCGGGAACGUUUACCACGCCAAGGGCAAGAGCAUCUGCUGGACUGGAGCCGAGCCAGGAGACUUCCCAGACGAGGCCAGGGUAGCCCUAAGUAAAGCUGCACAGUACUAUGAAGCAAACUUGUGCGUGGUGAAGGAGUUAGGAGACCGUGCAGCUCAGGGUCGCACCCAUGGUAACCUUGGCAACACUUACUACCUGCUGGGUGACUUUGAAAAGGCAGCAGCUGCUCAUGAAAAGCGGCUGCUCAUCGCUAAAGAGUUUGGGGAUAAGUCUGCUGAGCGGAGGGCCCACUGUAACCUUGGCAAUGCUCACAUAUUCCUCAGCCAGUUUGAAGUGGCGGCUGGUCAUUACAAGAGGACUCUGCAGCUGGCCAGGUUUUUGAAGGACAAGGCAGUGGAGGCUCAGGCCUGUUACAGUCUGGGCAACACCUACACACUACUACAAGACUAUGAGAGAGCCAUUGAUUACCACCUCAAACAUCUGGUCAUUGCUCAGGACCUCAAUGACAGGGUUGGUGAAGGACGAGCAUACUGGAGUCUAGGAAAUGCCCACACUGCCCUGGGGAAUCAUCAGCAAGCCAUGUACUUUGCAGAGAAACAUCUGGAAAUUGCCAAAGAGACUGGAGACAAAAGCGGUGAGGUGACGGCCAGGAUGAACUUGUCGGACCUACGGCUGGUCGUAGGCCUGAAGUCCAACUCCAAUAUCCACGCCAAUAUCUUCUGCAACACCAACAUGAACAGCUCUGCUCUGUCAGCAAGUUACCCUGGUUACCCCAACCUCCAAGGGAGCAAGUCUUCAUCAAGGACAAGAAGCAGUGCAGAGAACCUGAGAUUGAGUCCAGGUCCUGACAAAAAUGAAACUGGGGAUUCAUCGCUGCAGCAAGAUCAAUCUAUAUGCAAGUAUAAUGUACAGGACUGGGAAGAGGAUGUGUUCCCCGGAUCUUCAAAAAACAACACAAUCAAGGCUUCUACAAAACUCUUCCUCUUCCACCGGCUGAAAAGCAGGAAGCAGAAGAACAACAAAUCCUCUCCGAAAGACCAGCAUGAAAACCGCACCGAGCUCUUGGCCCCUGAGCAGGACGCACCAGUGUCUCCUAAGCCAGGAUCACGGGACACUAUAGGAGAGGAUGGCUUUUUCGACCUCCUCUCUCGUUUCCAGGGCAACAGAAUGGACGACCAAAGGUGCAGUCUACUGGAUGGCCAGAGCCAUGUCACCGCUUAUUCCUCUCCCUCCUCCACCCCACCUGUAGCUGAAAGGAAAUCUAUUUUGGAGUGCGAAACACCAUUGCAGGAUCCUGGUCAUUUCCUGGAGCUGCUGGCCAGCUCCCAGGCCCGUCGUCUGGACGACCAACGAGUCAGCCUCAGCCAUUUUCCUGGCUUACGUCUCAGCACCUCCAACCCGCCUCAUACACCCUCCACCUCCAGCACAGACCAAGCCCCCCCACAAGCUCCCAUAUCCAACACAGAUACCCCUCACACACCCUCCCUGUACGGUCAGCUCGAGGCAAGUGCUGAGCAGCCUGAGGGGGAUGACGUGUUCUUCGACAUGCUGGUCAAGUGCCAGGGUUCCCGUUUGGAGGACCAGAGGUGUGCUGCUCCAACUUCUAAAACAAAAGGACCAACUGUUCCAGAUGAAGAUUUCUUCAGUCUCAUUCUGCGUUCCCAAUCCAACAGAAUGGAGGAGCAGCGAGUCCUGCCCCCACCAGGUGUCACUCAAUCCAAACCAGACUGACUCCAUGAGUGACUAAUAUUUCACUCAGUAAAAACGAUGAAGUAACUAAGCUUCCUUUUUUUUUUUUUUUUUAAAGGUUUUUUUUUUUUUUUUUUUUCUUUGGUAAUAAAAUACUCUUGAUUCCUGCCUUUUUGGAUUAUCCUGAUAAUGCUCCUGUCACUCCACCAAGGAUACAAGAGACACUUUAAGGAAUCAAGAUGACAAUUCAAAACUGGUCAUUGAGACAGUAAAAUUGAGCUUUUCAAGACUUAUGGACUUGUUUUUAGGAAGCUGAGUUGUUUUUUUGUGCCCCUUGCUGGUUGUUUGAUUCAGAGACCUAUAACAGUGACCUCUGCUGACUCUGGACUACAAGUACUAACUACCCCACAGUUUGUGUGAGUGGCUUGAUGCAAGCCUCCAAACUACACCGUUUAGAAGUACUUAAACCAAACCGUAGGGAUUUCUGCUUGAAUAUGGACAAAAGAGACAUUAUGUGAAUUUAUCCCAAGCAUUUAAGCAAAUUGGAACAUUGCAGGGACUGUUCUGCCCACUGGCGAUUCUAUUAAGUCUUUAAGAGUGGUGCAUCUUGGUCUAAACUGAUCUCAGACCUCUCCAAGUGAACAAGUGACAAAUCCUCUCUUGGGAAAUAAAGGUCCACAUCCACCACGACUGCUGCAGUGGUGACCAGUGGAGCCAUUUAUCCUAUCUGCUUCCCAACAUAUUGCUUUUAAAGACUUAAGAUUGUCAGUUUUACAUUGUUUAAGGUUGUAUGGGUGGAGUUAUAUUUGCCAUGAACAGGAUGUUUCUUCAUUGUAACAAGAUUUUACAGGGGAUUAACUAGUGUGAAAAAAAAUGCUAUUUUAGCUUUUGUAUUGAAACCUCCUCCUGACAAUGGAAAAAUAAAUCAAACGAUUUACA